Molecule: messenger RNA, 2609 nt
Organism: Lycium ferocissimum
Lineage: Eukaryota; Viridiplantae; Streptophyta; Magnoliopsida; Solanales; Solanaceae
Product: transcription factor bHLH122-like
Exons: 7
Coding region: 824-2206 (460 amino acids)
Biological process (GO): regulation of transcription by RNA polymerase II
Cellular component (GO): nucleus
Molecular function (GO): protein dimerization activity; DNA-binding transcription factor activity, RNA polymerase II-specific; RNA polymerase II cis-regulatory region sequence-specific DNA binding
Source: RefSeq, a predicted model, not a curated record
CUAUUUGUAUUUACUUGUUUCAAGAAUAUGUUUAUAUAUAGUGUGGCUAAUUUCAUUUUCAAUCUUAUCUACUCCUCAUAAAAUUAACUUUUGCUUCUUUUUUUUUUUAGCUCACUUUCAUAUAUGUUCUUGAUUCUUGAAAUUUAGCCCACUUAGUUUUUUUUUUUCCUUCUUUUUUUUUACUUUCCUAUGUGAAAGAUUUUAGCUUUUUGGGUUUUUUAAGCUCACUUUCAAUUCUUAGCUAUAGUUUUAUCAAUUGUAUGCAUAUGCAUAUAUAUGUUCUUGAUUCUUGAUAUUUAGUCCACUUAGUUUUUUGUUUUUGUUUUUUGGGUACUUUCCUAUGUGAAAGAUUUGAGCUUUUUGGGGUGUUUGUUGCUUUUAGCUCACUAUCAAUUCUUAGCUACAGUUUUAUCACAUUAUGUUCUUGAUUCUUGAAAUUUAGCCCCCAUAGCUUUUCUUUUGCUACUUUACAUAUGAAAAAUUUGAGCUUUUGGGGUUUUUGUUCUUGAAAUUCUUGUGAUUUUUUUGGAAGGGAAAUUGAGUUACCCUUUUGGAAAGUCUACUUUUUGUUUGAAAAAGAGCAUUUCAAUUUUGAGGUUUUCAUUUUUUAUUUUUUAUUUUAUUUUAUUUAUGAGAAUGGGAUUGGUGUUUGUUGUACAAAGAAGCAAAUUCAAGAUUUAAAGCUGUUGAAGGGAUAAUUCGCAAAUGGAGCGACAUGAACAGUGAGGAUUCAGAUAGCCGACACCAGUUUGUUUGCGAUUGAGGCAUAUUAGUAGUAGUUGUUGAGGCAUAAUAAAAGAGAAUUCUUUUGGGUAUUUAAAGUAUGGAUCAUAGAAGUAAUCAGCAGCAACAAAUGACAUCUGGUUUAACUCGAUAUCGAUCCGCGCCAAGUUCUUAUUUUUCCAACCUAUUGAAUAGUAAUGAUAAUCCAGGUGGUGUUGUUGCUGGUGGUGGUGGUGGGAAUUGUGGUUAUGCAAGAGAUGAUUUUGAUCAGUUGCUCAAUCCUCGCGCUUCGAAUAAUACUGGUAUAAAGCAAGUUUUUGAUAGAUUUGUAGCUAAUAUUGGUCCUCAAGAUUUGAAUCCGAAUGGCCUAAUUGGCGAUACUCAGCAAAUUCAGCAAAAUCCAAUGAGCAAUAUGAAACAAGAACUUGAAGCUCAGCAACAGCAGAUGAAUCAGAAUGCACAGUUUAUUGCACCUGUGAAACAAGAAAUUACUCAGCAGAAUAGUGAUUAUUCAUUGGCUUCGCAGAUGAAUUAUCAAAAUCAAGCUCAAGCUCAACAAAAUCAAAAUUCAGCAGACUUUACUUCAGCAAUGGAUAGUUUUUCCAGAUAUUUGGGUUCAGUAGAUUCUAAUCGUUUGAACCAGACGAAAAUGGAUGGUGGAUUUGGUGCUGGUAGUAGUAAUUCGAAUCUUGCUCGUUAUAACAGUUCGCCUGCUGGAUUCUUUGCACAAGUUAAUAUUGAACAUGAAUAUGGUGCAUUGAGAGGCAUGGGGAAUUAUGGAGCUGGUAGUAGUCAAGUGGCUCUCUCAUCGGGACAACCUCAUUCUUCGGGGCUAUUAGCUCCAAUCUCCGAAUUUGGAGCUAAAAGCAUAGAAGAGAGCAGACAAGGCAAUGAAAGUUUUGGUAAAGGCCAUAAAAACGAUGAGAGUUACAUGACAGGUUUCCCAAUGCCUACUUGGGAUGAUUCACAAAUUUUGACUGAUGAUUUCCUACAAGUGCCAGAAGAUGAUGAGGCCGGGCAAUUCUCCAAUGUAAAUGCACCUGAUAAUCAGAGCAGUGAAGGUCGAGCUCGUCCUCCCCCUCUAUUGUCUCAAAUGAGUUUACCUCAAACCUCCGCAGAGUUAUCCGCCAUGGAGAAACUCUUGCAAGAUUCAGUACCUUGUAAAGUCAGAGCAAAGAGAGGUUGUGCCACUCAUCCUCGUAGCAUCGCCGAAAGGGUAAGAAGAACGCGAAUAAGUGAAAGAAUGAGGAAGCUGCAAGAGCUUGUCCCCAACAUGGACAAGGUAAUCUUAACUACCAAUUUUUCCCAAAAUAUGAAUGUUUCUCGGUUCUACAAAAACGCCGACGGGUGCGUGUCUGAUCCUCCAAAGCAAACAAACACAGCUGAUAUGUUGGACUUUGCAGCUGACUACAUUAAAGAACUAGAGACACAAGUCAAGGCACUAUCGGAAACACGUUCAAAGUGUACGUGCUCGCCUAAAUAGAAACGCCACAUUCAAAAUGAUAAGGUCGAGCAAUUGUCGUGCACAAUUCUAGUGGGAUAAAAAAGAUUUGACAAUGGAAAUAUAGCUAGCAGAUAAGUGGAUUCUCUUUGGCACUUGGAAAAAGAAUGAGAAUGGGUUGCCAUUUUUUGGUGUGUGAAAAAGAUAGAUGCAUCUGAUAUAAAAAUUAAUGGAGUACCUAACUCUGUACAUAAAUUUCCAUUGUCUAUUUUUCUUGACCUGUUGUAUUAUGUGAAAGGAAUAGAAUGUUAGGACUUUAUCAGUUGCUUUUGUGUGACUACGUAGUAAGAGGUUGUUAGGUCCUUUUAUUAUGAUGAGUAAAUGUAUGUUGCCAUUUAUCAACUCUUUUUAGAUGAAAGGAAGCAUAUCAUCUUUAAACCUAGUA